UAAAGAUUUGCAUCAUUGAUGUUUCAAUUUUGGUUCUGUGAAUUUGAAUUGCAUUUGCAGAUGGUUUUUCAUAUUUGUUUAUGCAUGCAUGCAUUUGAUGAAUGAGUGUGGCAUGAAAUGGUCUGAUCAUUGUUACUACUUAAAAAAGGGUGAAGAUUAUUAAGUACGGAGCAAAAAGAUAGAGAAUUUGAAGCAACUUUUGAACGAGAGACGGAUAAUACUUGAAUGGCAAUGCUGCUCAAAAAAUCUUAAUUCAUGAUUUUCCUAAUUGACAGCCUUGAGGGUUUAAAUUGUAGCCAUGUUUCUUGAAUUCCUUCUUACUUGAUUUUGCUGUCAAUAGUUGGAAUGCAUGUCUUCUGAUGUUUCCUUAAUUGCUUGCACAUCUUCUCCUUUUCCACUUGAUUACAUGUACUACUAUAUUCCAUUUACUUGUGUAUAUGCUGUCAUAACUCAUAAGUAUAUGGUCACAAACGCAGAUAUGAUUUUUUUUUGGUUCUUUACAACAUGAGAGUAAAAAUUUUACUUGUCUUAAUGAUUCAGUUCCACUCUUUCUGGUUUUUUUUUUUUUUAAUAAUAUUUUGCAUAUUCUCGAAUCUUUCUGACAUUAAAAUAGGGUUGGAAUCUAGCAGAUGACAAGGCCUGCUUUAAACUAUUUGGUGGGCAUAUUCUUAAUUCUUUCCUCUUGAAGUACCAUGUUCUCAUGAGAAAUUCAAAGUUAACACCCAGUGCGAUAGCAAAUUUUCUGUAUACUCUGUAAUAACAACAAUAACAUGUUCAAACUCAAUUUGCCUCUUGCUAUUACUUGAUCAUAUGACCAAGUUUUUGCAAUUUCUUUUGGUUGCACUAGCAGCACUACACUGUUACUGGAAACAACAUAAGCAUGAGUAGAGUUCAAAAGGUGAACAGGAAUGAUGAAUGCUCUGUUAUUGGAGACAAAGGUGAGAUCAGCUUUAUCGAUUUUGAGCUUGAUGGUCCUGUUUGCUCUGAUGACCAAAAUGAAGAGGAUCCAGUGAUAAUCUCAACUCCUUUUCCCUUUACCCGAGGGAAGCCUCGGUCUGCUUUUGUUGGGGAGACUUCUUAUGAUGCAGUCACUAUAACUAAUACAACUAGAGAGCCUGUGCCACUUUGGGGAGUGAAAAUUUUUGGUUCAAACCCUGCAGACUCGUUCACUAUAUCACUGCUGAAACCACCUUCAAUGGAUUCUGAUGAUGAAUACAUUAAAAGGUUUCUGGAGGGAUUUUCUCUUGAAGAUAGAACCCUUCAGCCAGAAAAAACGCUCACCAUUUGGUUAUCUUGCAAACCUAAAGACAUUGGAUUGCACACAAGUAUAGUGCAUUUUGAUGUAGGGGAUGAAAGGAUAGAGCGUGUGAUAUUUCUCUUGGCUGAGGACAAGGUUUCCCAGUCUCUGGCUUCAAGGAAGUCAUAUGCAAAAUAUCAAAGAAAUAGACAAUCUACUUCUGAAACAUUUGCUAGAUAUCCUGCAAAGAGAUCCAGCAGAGGGUGGAAAUAUAAGCUUCGUCAGUUUGAAAUGCCAGAAGGAACUAGGAAGUUAUUAGAAGAUAAGCAAAUCCCUGCAGUUAUAUUAGAAAACUUAACGAAGGAGAAUUAUGCUUCUUAUUUCGGCACCUUACUAUACAUGGAAGAGCUACAUUUGGAGAAAGAAAUGAGGAAUUACGACAUGCGGACUGUGGAACUGAGACGAAGGAAGGGUAACUUAAUGGCUAUUGAGGUCCCUGGGCUGGCAGAGAGAAGGCCUUCACUUGUACAUGGUGACUUUGUAUUUGUUGGGCCAGCCUACCAGCAGAGAAAUGGUCUUAAUUUCCAGUAUCAGGGUUCCAUCUACCGGAUUGAGGCUGAUGAAGUUCUUUUGAAGUUUGGCAAGGACUUUCACAUGCAAAAUCACCCAGGGAGUUUUUAUAAUAUUUGGUUUACUUUCAAUAGGAUAAACCUGCAGAGAUUACAUCAAGCAGUUGAAUCUGCACAAUACCUGGACAUAGAUUUCCUGUUCCCCUCCCAACUUAAAGAACAGUCAAGUAAUGGGAUGCCAGUCACGCCUUUUACAAGUCUCAAUCAGCAGCAGCUGCAAGCUGUUGAGAAGAUCCUUAGUUCUGAAGGGGCACCUCCUUAUGUCAUCCAUGGACCUCCAGGUACUGGCAAAACAGUGACUUUGGUAGAAGCAAUCCUACAACUUUAUACAACAAGAAAGAAUACCCGCAUUCUUGUUUGUGCUGCUUCAAACAGUGCAGCCGACUACAUUUUAGAGAAACUUGUUCUCAAUGGAAUUGUUGAAGUAAAAGAUAAAGAGAUCUUCAGGCUCAAUGCCACCAGCCGUCAAUACGAAGAUGUUCGGCCAGAUUGCAUUCGGUUUUGCUAUUUUGAGGACUCUAUUUUCAAAUGUCCUCCUUUGGAGGCCUUAAUGUGUUACAGGAUCAUCAUCUCUACUUAUAUGAGUUCAUCUCUCCUUUAUGCAGAAGGUAUAAGUUGUGGUCACUUCUCCCAUAUAUUCUUAGAUGAAGCCGGUCAAGUUUCAGAACCAGAAACCAUGGUACCUAUGUCCAACCUUUGUCAAAGGGAAACUACUGUUGUUCUUGCAGGAGACCCCAAGCAAUUAGGCCCUGUUGUAUUUUCCAGAAAUGCAAUGACUUAUGGCUUGGGAAAAUCUUACUUAGAAAGACUUUUUGAAUGUAACUGCUAUUCACAUGGGGAUCCAAAUUUCAUCACGAAAUUAGUUAGUAAUUAUAGAUGUCAUCCUGCAAUUCUUCAACUCCCCUCAAAACUAUUCUAUGAAGGGGAGUUGCUUGCAUGCAAAGAAGAUACUUCUUCAGCAAAGUCUUGGCUAGGUAUUCUUCCUCGUGGAGAGUUUCCUAUUCUCUUUGUUGGCAUUCAGGGAUGUGAUGAGAGAGAAGGGUACAACCCCUCAUGGUUUAACAGGAUUGAGGCAAGCAAGGUGGUUAACUUGAUCAUAAAGCUGAGAGCCUUGCCAGAUCUAAGAGAAGGAGACAUUGGUGUAAUAACACCUUACCGUCAACAAGUGGUUAAGAUUAUCAAUGUACUUGAAUCAGAAGAUAUAUUUGGCAUUAAAGUUGGGAGUGUUGAGCAGUUUCAGGGACAAGAGAAAGAAGUUAUAAUUAUCUCUACAGUCCGGUCAACUAGCAGACACAACGAGCAUGAUAAAACGUUCAGCCUUGGAUUCCUUAGUAAUCCUAGAAGGUUUAAUGUUGCACUUACACGUGCAAAAUCAUUGCUUGUCAUAGUGGGCAAUCCACACAUUAUCAGUAAGGAUUUUUAUUGGCAUAAGCUUUUGUGGUAUUGCAAGGACAAUAAUUCCUACCAAGGUUGUCCUUUGUCUGAAAGAGAACUUGAUAUGGUGGAAGACCUAGAGCCAGAGCACUGAAUCAGAGUUUGUGGGCUCAUAUUAUGAACAAGCAAUCCUCUAUAUCCAACAGGUUUCACAUAUGAUUUCAUUGAACUCAAUAAAACAGCAUGUGGAUUUAAGGACUCCCUCAGCCAGAUUUUCAAGACCUUUUACUUCAUUCUCUCUCGCUCAGCAUGUGUAUUACUGAUUAAUAUAUGGUUUUGGAGACCAUGAAAGUCUCGGGUCAUGAGUUUGUAUUUACAUCCUAGUCCAACAUUGAUAAUUCAAGGUUGUAUUUUUGAAGUUUUUCUGCUUUCUGCUACUGCUUCUUGUCACACCUCCUGUUAAAAGUACUGCAAGCGUUGACAGCGGCCAAAGCAAGUGCUGUAAAUUGAUCAGUUUUACUCUCAA
This is a messenger RNA of Coffea arabica (coffee), 3766 nucleotides long. The record is from RefSeq and is a predicted model, not a curated record. Lineage: Eukaryota; Viridiplantae; Streptophyta; Magnoliopsida; Gentianales; Rubiaceae.